AUGUCUUUCUGGAUUUGUUGUAAUUCCUGUUUCCAUUCUCCUGGUUCUGACCGCAAACUCGCCCUAACGACAUGUGGACAUCUUAUAUGCAGUGUUUGUUUUCAGAAAGGUGCCCAAGGGAUUUGUCAAAUAUGCAGCGCAAAAUGCCAAGUAUCUCCUCUGUCUGACAAAAGCAGCUCUGAGGUGAAAGCGUUGUUUUCUGAUAUCAAUUCUGUUGCCAGCAAGCACUUGACAGAAAUCAGCAAGGUAAUUAUGUUCCAAGCAAGACACCAAAAGAGAUUACUAACAUAUUACCAGCAAAAGAAUGAAAAACUUGAACAGACUUUAGUCAAGAUGAAACAAGAAAUGCAACAAAUGAUGAAGAAGCUAAAUGAACAGAAUGCCUACAUCAAAAAGUUGGAAAACUCAUUUCAACAUCAAAGUGCCAAAGCUGCAGUUGUUCAGAAGAACCACAGUUCUCAAACUCCCCAUGGAAAUCACCCUGUCAUGCACAUCCCCUUCAACUCUCCUUUGGCCUUUUCACGUCACUCAUCUGGUAAUUUGACUGAAAACAUGGAUGUGGAUGAACCAAGUUUGUUCAGAAAAGUAAGUUAUUUGUUUUCAUUUCAGCCAAGCAAUGUUCCGAGACUGUCCUUAACCAGCCCUCCGCAGGAUGGACGCAUGGGAACAAUACCCCGCAGAAUCUCCAAUCAAAACAUGUUGGCCAACCAUUCUACCAGCUCGGCCUCAGUCAGUCGUUUUCAGACAACACCAGUCACCCCUGAAAUUUCAUUUGGCAACAGCUCAGGAUGGAAGUCCCCCAUCUUCAAACCACCAAUGAGCUUCAGGCAUCCUUCUAUGUCCUCUCUGGUUAACCUUCCUCCCUAA
Molecule: messenger RNA, 867 nt
Organism: Periophthalmus magnuspinnatus
Lineage: Eukaryota; Metazoa; Chordata; Actinopteri; Gobiiformes; Gobiidae
Product: probable E3 SUMO-protein ligase RNF212
Exons: 12
Coding region: 1-867 (288 amino acids)
Biological process (GO): protein sumoylation; reciprocal meiotic recombination; homologous chromosome pairing at meiosis
Cellular component (GO): synaptonemal complex
Molecular function (GO): SUMO transferase activity
Source: RefSeq, a predicted model, not a curated record